AUGCCGAUCAACCAAAAUCUCGGUCGAAGAUUUGAGGACUGUGAUGUCAUUCAUGCGCGCUCGCGCGAAUCCGAAGCCGUUCCAAUCGAAGCUGCACUUCAAGCAGUGUCAAAAAGUGUUUGUGUCGCACACAUCAUCAAAACCAAACGAAACCAAAGCAAUACAUUGGUGAACUCGCCAAUCCUUCAGUCUUCUGCUAUGAAUGAUAUCAUUGCUGUCACCACUGUGUUGCUGUCUCUGACGGCGGCAAAUGCGUUCACUCCAUCGCUAUCACAUGUGCCAUCAACACGAUCGUCACUGGCGAAUCAAUUUCAACCCAUGCAAAUGUCAUCGACUGAUGAUGAUGAACUUUCAAGACUCAUUGGAAAGAGAAAUCAGAUUAAAAGGAAAAAGAGAGAAGAAUUAGUGCCCAGCGAAGACGAGCUUUUAGAAAGCUUGGGAACCGAUCCUUCUACUCUAGAUCCUGAGAAAAUGCCAGAGUUUAAGGUGAAGAGAGUGGCAAGGGUGCCAAAAAAGUCCGAGGACGACGAAGCGAAGAAAGAUGCACCAGCAGAGGCUGAAUUUAAUGAUUAUUAUGCGGACUACGAGGACGAAAAUGAUUUCCAUAUUCCAAAUCGAAUGGGAGUCACCUCAAGGUGCUGGGGAGAAGAAAAGGAGGGAUUUGUUUCCAGUGGAAAGCUAAAGAAGCAACAAGUGCGAGAAGGAAAGUUCGUUCCAGGUGACAUUCAAGUGGCAUACAACAAGUUAUUGACCGAAGGCAUUUUCCUGUUUGAGACUUCUCCUGAUUAUGGAAAGGCUAUGGCGAGUAAGAAGCUCUCAGGCGAAGAUAUCAUGGCACGAUGCAUACAAGAAUACAAAGAAACCGAAUCUUCACCAUUGGUUAUUGGCACCUACAAUAACCAACUUUGGCAACGUGGAAGCAAAGGAUUGACCGACGCAUUAUCCAAGUCGUGUGAAAAGCUCGAGGUUUCGGCUGUAGAUGUCUACCAAAUCAAGAAUGUUGGAUGGCUUCCAUCCGGUGGAUUGGUUAAGGGAGUCACUGAAUCUGUGGUCGACAUGGGAACAACCAAUUAUGUCGGCGUUAAGAAUAUGGCACCAGUUAGAAUGCGCCGCAUCAUCCACAAGCUUGAUGCGGAAGGAAUAUCCCUGACAACAAACUCCUUUGAGUUUUCGCUGGUUAACCGAAAGAAGGAAAAGUGGAUCAAUGCUUGCAAACUUCGUGGGGUAACACCCUUGAUUGAAAAUCCUUUGGGAAGUGGAUUGGCAUCGGGACAAUACACUGCAUCCAAUCCAAGUGGAGGUGUUGCGGGUGCUGCCAAGUAUUCGUUCGAAACCUUAGAUAAGCUUCAACCGUUGCACAGUAUUCUUGAAACUGUUGCCGAAAGAGUGAAAACAAGAGUGAAGAAGGAGAUGCGCGAUAUGAAGGACAAACGUGGUCGCUACGGACCGCCACCAAAAAUCAACACAGACAUCACGACAACUCAAAUCGCCCUGAACUACAUUGUUGCCAAGGGUGCAGUGCCGCUAGUUGAAGUCAACGGACCCAGUCAAGCAGACGAGGUUCUCGGGUGUCUGGGAUGGAGUUUGAAUGAUGACGAAGUAGACAUGCUGGAAGCUGCAGCAGAUAUUUGCAAGUAA
Cylindrotheca closterium is the source of this 1638-nucleotide messenger RNA. Lineage: Eukaryota; Bacillariophyta; Bacillariophyceae; Bacillariales; Bacillariaceae. The record is from the annotation of a GenBank genome assembly.